Messenger RNA from Anguilla rostrata (American eel), 1576 nucleotides. RefSeq names its product translational activator of cytochrome c oxidase 1 (gene taco1). The coding region runs from base 172 to 1080 and encodes 302 amino acids. NCBI's taxonomy places the organism in Eukaryota, Metazoa, Chordata, Actinopteri, Anguilliformes, Anguillidae. The transcript has 6 exons. The record is from RefSeq and is a predicted model, not a curated record. Gene Ontology annotation, cellular component: mitochondrion.
AAAAAAAAUUCUCAUGUAAAUGUUGUCAUGUACAUUAGUUAUUUCCGAAAACUGGGAACAAUUAAAAUGUCGCACUAGUUCGCUGACGGACUACUUGAGCGACGCACCCUACAAGAACGGAGCAUGUUUCUAAUUUAAGAGUUCUGUGAAUUAGGGCUGUAGCACGGAGUGAUGGCUGGGGGAGUGGUGUUUUUACGGGGUCUCUUACCCCGGUACUGUCGUUGGGUUACCUUUGGCAAUGUGUUGCUACAUCCACAAAUAAGCUCAGUUCACCCCCCAGUGGCUGUAAUAUUGGGACAGUUUUCUCAAAGGACUCUCCAACCAUGCUGUGCCAUACACCACUGUUCGGUGAUGUGUGCUGGCCACAAUAAGUGGUCCAAGGUGAAGAACGUGAAAGGACCCAAAGAUGCCGCCCGCAGUCGAAUGUUCAUGAAGUAUUCAAUGAUGAUCAGGGUAGCUGUGAGAGAAGGAGGACCUAAUCCUAACUUCAAUGUCCAGUUGGCAAACCUCAUAGAGCAGUGCCGGGGCAAGAACAUGCCCAAAGCUUCCAUUGACGCAGCCAUUAAGGGGGCGGAAAAGUCAAAAGCAGGAUCAUACUCUUUGUACGAGGCCCGGGGACCUGGUGGCUCCUCGAUGCUUAUUGAGGUUCUAACUGACAACAACACACGGACCCAUCAGGAACUCAAAUACUUGCUCCAAAAGCAUGGAGGAAUGAUGUGCGAUGGAGCACGGCACAGUUUUGAGCAGAAGGGCGUGGUGCUGGCGCCGCGAGAAGGCGUGUCUAUGGACCGAGCUCUGGAGCUGGCCAUUGAGGCUGGGGCAGAGGACGUGCAGGAGACUGAGGAUGAGGAUGAGAAGCCUUUGCUACAGUUCGUCUGUAAGGUGUCAGAUUUGCGGGAGGUGCGAAGCGCGCUGGAGGCUCUGGGCCUUCCCACGAUCUCAGCCAGCCGGGAGUACGUGUCCCACAGCCCCGCCCUGCUGCCCCUGGCCCAGCUGGAGGAUGCCUCGCGCCUGCUGGAUGUACUGAGCGACAAUCCCGACGUGAUCCGAGUGUGGGACAACAUUCAAGCACAGGACUGAUGGAAACAUGGGGGAAAAACAUGACUAUCUGUCUUCCAGGACUCUGAGGCUAAGAGACAGGAGCAGCCAAGCCCUGAGAGCUCAUUAUUAACCAGGCUCAUAGUUUUCUGCUUCAAACGCGGCAACUGUCUAAAUCUGCCUGAACAAAUCACUGUUUCUCAUGCAACAACUUGGAGCCAGUGGUCAUAACUACUUGAUUUCUAUGUUGAAUCUAAAUGUUGAAGCAAGCAUGGUUUGAUUUGUAAUUAACAGGCUUUGUAUUUAUUGCACUGUCUGACUCCAUGUUAGACCAUGUGGGAGAGCUGCUUGUUUUACAUUUUCAUGGCCAUGGCCUAAGCCAAGGAUUCCAAACGGUGCAUUCCUGGGAGUCCAUUAAAGUGUCCCAGAGGAUCUUCAGCAAAAUAGAAAAAUUAUUAUUUUCUGUUUUAAGAAUAUUGUUUAUAUGAUAAUAUAUUUAGACAUCCAGAUUAAAUAAACAUUUAUUAUGGUUUACUCA